AUGGAAACUAGUUAUUUAACCCAAUCUAAUUCAAAUUAUUGUUCGUCUUGCCGCACGAUAAAACAAAUCAAUGAAUUCGAAAAUAAUAACAAAACAUGUAUCGAAUGUCUAACCCGUGUAAAUAAAGGCAAAAAACGGAAACUUCAAGAGCGAAAUAUGGACGAUAUUCGUGAAAUGCAAGAAAAUGCUAUAGAACCUGAAGAACUCGAAGAUGUAGUUUAUAAAAAACUGAUGGAUAACAUUGAAGAUGAGAGUUCUCGAAUGGAACUUAAC
Messenger RNA from Racocetra fulgida, 273 nucleotides. NCBI's taxonomy places the organism in Eukaryota, Fungi, Glomeromycota, Glomeromycetes, Diversisporales, Gigasporaceae. The record is from the annotation of a GenBank genome assembly.